Messenger RNA from Neodiprion virginianus, 8371 nucleotides. It is a transcript of the gene bsk, whose product is annotated as stress-activated protein kinase JNK. Gene Ontology annotation, molecular function: ATP binding; JUN kinase activity. The record is from RefSeq and is a predicted model, not a curated record. Gene Ontology annotation, cellular component: cytoplasm; nucleus. Gene Ontology annotation, biological process: protein phosphorylation; JNK cascade. Lineage: Eukaryota; Metazoa; Arthropoda; Insecta; Hymenoptera; Diprionidae. Bases 1588 to 2763 code for a protein of 391 amino acids. The transcript is spliced from 13 exons.
GCCUCUCAAACGCGACGCAUCUCUCGUCCGUUCGUGCGAUAUCUCGCGUUUCUCACGACAAUCUCGAGCCCCGUAUCUUCUUCUCCCCCUCUUCGAAAAGUCGUCCCGCAACUCCGCCACCUUCUGUAAGAAUAAUCUCCAAGGGUGCGAUACAGGACUUACGUUAAUUGAACAAUUUUCAACCUGAAUUAAAUAAUAUAUUAGCUGCUUUUGAAAACCCAUGUGUUUCUAAUCUCACGUACGGUGUCUGCUGUGGCGAGGCUGGAAAAUCGGUUUUUAACCUGCACAUCGGCGAUGGUGAUUUUGAACACUUAAAUUAUAUAACCCGCGAAUGAUCACGGUUGUUUAAUUGUACAGGAAAUGAUGAUAUUUCUCACAUUGCACUUUGUAAAAUAGCAACUGUGUCAGGGUUUAAAUUUUUCAACAAACAUAUACACACACAUAUUGCGUUCUAAACGAUCUGUAUUAAUUUUACGAUAGUAUAGAAAUACGUAGUACGAUAGCGAAGAUUCAGCUGUGAUCGAGCACGUAUUUAGUUACAUAUGCGAUUUAAAAAGAAACGAAAGAAGAAAAUCCGUCUCAUUUCAUCUUAAUUAUACACGUGUAAAAAACCUAGUGACGAAUCGUGAAAAACCACAAUAUUAUAUGCAUCGUAAGGUCGUUAAAUAUACGUGAACACGGUUAUUUGUUCCGCGAGUGAGUUAGCUGUCAUCUCCCACACAUCCCAACCAACAUUUAUCGUCAUUUCAGCCGCGCCAGACUGGCGCGUAAAACCUAAUUCCGACCACUAAACUUGUCAACGUUUAACCAACGCGAAACACAAGCAACCAUUAAUAUAAGUGAUAAGAAGCAUUGAGUAAGUGACUGGCGUUGUAAAGUAUACGUUAACAGAUUUAUACCACGGGUCAAACACGAUUACGCACGUGUCGCCUAUGGUUCGAGAAAUAGGGUUCAAUUAAGACACGGUACCCGAGUUAUCCGUCCAAAUUUCGCGGACCACGUCAGAAACGAGGAGAAAUUUUUUUUGAAUAUCGUUGGCUAACUUUGUUCGGCACAACUGAUAAAGCGAGUGAAACGCAAGAGUCAAACCAUCCCUGGAGUGUCCGGCAGACAAGCGAUAUAACAAAGACUCCAAUCAGGGCUGGAAGCUGCUGCAGGCUGGCGUUGAUCAAGAAAUCGCUAGCGCAACUUCAACUAUCAUUAACUGAGGUUUGAAAACACUGAUGUGCUGCUCGCAAAACAAGACAAGCGUGACGGCGAUAUUAGCUGAAUAAAGACGUCGAGCGUGGCGGAUCUGUCAGUCAUAUAUCUUUCCAGCGAGUCAACUGUUUCACAAACCUUCCACAAUGGCUGCCAGUUUAUGACAAAUCUGGCUGUCGGGCUGAUUGAUUGAGUGAGAAAUCAGAAGCGAAGCAAGUCCGAGGAUCGAAAACUGGGGAGUAAAGUUGAACCGGGAAUCAUUUUUGUCUCCAAGUCUCCAACGUGGCUAAGAGCCUAAGCCCGCGUCGAGUGCACCAGGAGUGCUCAGGGGUGGAGGUGGAGGUGCAAGUGCAGGUGCAGGAAAGGCGAGUUGGGGCAGUGAGGCGCAUGCCUUACCUGGGGCCUGACAUGACAUCCCGGCUGUCAGCCUUGUUCUACACGGUCGAGGUCGGGGACACAAAGUUCACCAUCCUCAAACGCUACCAAAACCUCAAGCCAAUUGGAUCCGGAGCCCAGGGUAUCGUCUGUGCGGCCUACGAUACAGUGACAGCGCAAAAUGUCGCCAUCAAGAAGCUGUCCAGACCGUUUCAGAAUGUAACACACGCGAAACGAGCUUACAGGGAAUUCAAGCUCAUGAAACUCGUGAACCAUAAAAACAUCAUCGGACUUCUGAAUGCAUUCACACCUCAACGAUCCUUGGACGAGUUCCAAGACGUCUACCUCGUUAUGGAGCUGAUGGAUGCCAAUCUGUGCCAGGUGAUCCAAAUGGAUUUGGAUCACGAACGCAUGUCCUAUCUCCUGUAUCAGAUGCUCUGUGGAAUCAAGCACUUACAUUCCGCUGGCAUUAUUCAUAGGGAUCUAAAGCCGAGCAAUAUUGUUGUGAAAUCGGAUUGUACCCUGAAAAUAUUGGACUUUGGUCUGGCCAGGACUGCCGGCACAACGUUCAUGAUGACGCCGUACGUCGUGACGCGAUAUUAUCGAGCACCCGAGGUAAUUCUUGGCAUGGGAUACAAAGAGAACGUGGAUAUCUGGUCGGUCGGAUGCAUUAUGGGAGAGAUGAUUCGAGGUGGCGUCUUGUUCCCCGGAACCGAUCACAUUGAUCAGUGGAACAAAAUCAUUGAGCAAUUAGGAACACCUGCAGCAGAGUUUAUGCAACGACUGCAGCCGACGGUGAGGAAUUACGUUGAAAACAGGCCGAGAUAUCCUGGAUAUCCUUUCGACAGGCUUUUCCCAGACGUCUUGUUUCCGUCAGAUUCCUCUGAACACAACAGGCUAAAAGGUAGAGCGAGUCAAGCCAGAGACCUUCUUUCACGUAUGCUUGUCAUCGAUCCCGAGCGACGAAUCUCUGUGGAUGAUGCGCUGCUGCAUAACUACAUCAACGUCUGGUACGACGAAGGAGAAGUUAACGCUCCUGCACCUGGACCGUACGAUCACAGCGUCGAUGAGAGGGAACACACCGUGGAUCAGUGGAAGGAGUUAAUUUAUCAAGAAGUAAUGGAAUACGAAACAAGCCAUAACCCAGUUGCCGUUGCACAACCCGCAGAUUCAGCUGGAUCACGGUAGACACUGGCUGGAAUUCUGUAUUUUCAAAAUACGCGACAGUCUGAGUUAUAGUAACGGUGAAUUAGAGGAAGAAAGCAAAGAUAACACGAAUAAAGUCGCAAUCUGCCCUAAAAUGGAGUCCAAGCAGUCCAAGCACUGCUCUAUGAGGUAAUCUCAAUACAAAAAAAAAAAAAGAAAACCAAGACAAAACUGAUUUAAACAAAACAAAAAUCUGAUAAAUGAUGGGUAAUUUCAUAUAAGAAAGGGUUGUUUGUGUGGACGUUAAGAUUUCGUUCUUACGAGUCAGUUGCGUUUGGAGAAAUUUACGUAAGAUUUUUCUAGAAAAAAAAAACAAAAAACAAAAAAAAAAAACUAAUGUAAAAAAAAAAUAUAACAAAAAACGCAAAUAAAAAUAAAACCUUCCUGCACCUCGUUUCUUACAAGUAAGCUUCGGUAAGUUACUUGUAAGCUUCUUACAAGCAACCUAAUUAUUGUGGUAUGAACCAAUACACAGACUUUCUCGAACUGUAAAGCGACUGCUUCCGAUUAAUGAGUACAUUAUUAUUUGGACUUUCGAUACUGUGACACAAGUUUUUCCGCUAUCAUAAUAACAGCGAAAAGAAAAAGUGCUUGUGUUUGUAUUUAAAAAAAUGAAAUUGCAGUCUCAACCAAAAGUCUUUGUUCACAAGUUUUUUGGGCAAUUGUAAACUAUUCUUUGCGAGAUCGCAGAGUAAGUCAAAGGGGGUGACGACUUACUGGUUUCAUUAUAAAAAUAUAUCCGACCUGCAUUCUUUAAGCAUUUCGAACCAAACUGAUACUCUGGAUGAUUGUACACACUGAAAAGUGGUAUUUUCUACGUUGUACAGUAAAAAUUGGUACUGGAAGAAUGGAUCACAUUAAUCACAGUGACUGGCUUUUUAUGUGAAAUGUCAAACCGCAUCGACGACAUUCAAUUUACAAUCGGUUCGCAUAUUUUGCUACUACGGAAUGUGAUGGAAAGUGAUUAACUGCGUGAAAACCGCAAAGCUUAAGAGAAUUGGUAAACAUCUAAAUAUUCCUUGAAUAAGAGAGUGUGGCAGACUAUUCAAAAUCCGAGCAAUGAAAUUCAGUAUCUCGAGGGUUAAAUUAUACACAUUUUUAGCUUGAAAUCAACAAAUUUUGCCGUUUGACUUACUUCGUGUUAUACAUGUUGCAAAAAGUCUAACUAGGACCAUCGGUAUGAGAUGCGAUUCACUGCCUGUGAAGAAUAAUUGUGUAUCUCACAUUAUUUCGACAGUUCUUUAGAUGAAUAGAACGUUUUGACGAAGCUGGAAGAUGUAAACGUAAACGUUUUGUCUUCGAUACUUUUCUAUACGGUUUUAAAUAAUACCUAUACCUCAUGGGUUUAUAACAGCACUUUUCAUAUUGUGUAGAGACACUUUCUAUCGUAUUCCGAGUCGUUACCAGGAUCAGUCUGUUUUGAACUGACGACUGUGAAGCAAUUUUUACAAUUUGGUAAAAUGCUUUGACAUGUCUAUGAAUGCAUGUUUUACAAUGUGCAAUUACUAUCAUCGUGAAAAUCGUUGUUCAUUUGCUGCUGUGGCGACUUACAGGUCGACCGAAACCUCUUGUAUACGUUAUUGUUGAUGCAUAAUGUUCGAUUUUUCUUACUUAAAAAUUCCCAAUCAAAUUUUGUGUCAAUAAUCACACUAAGAACAUCGAUAACAAUAAUUGUAUAAAAAUUAUAUUCAUACAAAACUAUUAUGGGAAUAAAUGAUACGCAUUCCCGUAUAGUCGUUAAAAUUCAGUCGUUCAUUUUAAUUUGAUUUUGAAAUCGUUAAUUUGUUCGGUUUUUUACGUUUUCGAGGUAAUAAUCACUUUGCAGCAGCAAUAGAACAACUCAUGUAUAACGUAACUCGUUUUCAUAAUGAAACAAGUUGUAGUGUGUCGAAAACAACUCUUCGUUUGUAGAAGAAAAAUUAAUGGCAUUGUCUCAAAUUUUCAAUUUUCUUCGUUACACGUUAAUCAAUUGAUUAUCUAGACGAAAUUAGAGAAGUAUUUGAAUAGGAGCCUGCCAUAAAUUAUUCCAGCGUACAUUUGGCACAGUGAUCUCACAGGUCAAUGAAAUCCAACGAAGCAUCUUUUUCGAAGAUUAUUCUAAUCUCGUUGAAAACGAUGUAGCAAGGGAACAUUUGAAUAUCAUUUAACUCAGAAAUAUUGUCUAUCAUCUGAACGAAAUUGAUCAGUACUGCCACUGUAAGAAAAAACAAUAACAACAGCGAUGCAAUAUUUGGUUUGCCGUGUUAGAUGAUACAAUUUUUUACUAAUUAUGUUACAUCAGAAAAUUAUUACGAAACAUGAUGAAACGUGGUUUUAUCAAUGAACUUUUACCGCAUAUUCCUAAGUUUUUACGUCCCCGUUGCUCAUAAAUUACCGAGCAAACGAGGAGUAAAAAACUAAAAUAAAGGUAAAAAAAAAAAAUAAUAAUAAUAAAUAGUAAUAAACUUACUUAGGUAAAGUUGAACUUAUGUGAGGUUGAGUGGUGGUGAGUAAAAAAUAUAUUUACUCAUUACGAAAUAACGAUUUGUAUAUAUUUAGCUAACAGAUGGGUGUAUACACAGCUCUGGUAUAAUAUGUUGCAAUCUUUGAGAAAAAAUUUGCUAAUAAUUCCGAUUAUAUCAUAUUACAGCUGUAAUGAAGUUUCUGAAAAUUCAACGACUUUAUUCAGAAAGAACUGUUGCAAUGAAAAGUUUUUUGUCGACUAAACUAUUUCAACUAAUUGCGAUCUUAAUAGCGAUUGAAAACAAAGAUGGAACGUGAUAUGCCACAGCUAUUAGUCUAUGAAAAUUGCCGUGGCCCUUGCAAUCACUUUUUUAUUGGUUAUUGUUAGUUGAUUAGUUAUUAGUAUCUUAAUUUAAUUGGUAUAGGUCUAUUAAUUAAACGACCUAUGUAUAAAUAUUAGUCAUAUAAUAGCGUUGGAGAAAAAGUAACGUGCUCUGGCGUAUGAGAUGGGUAAUCUGAUGUAUUGGAGAAAAAUUGUAGACGCAAAUGCUUUUACUGAUUAUGUAACUAAAUUAAGUUUUAUCUUAUACAUAUAUAUCGAUGUAAAAAUUCUAUAUUAUAAAUUAUUAUGUAAAAACAAUGUUUUCCCAGACACUGGAAAUAAUCUAUAACCAUUUACCUAGUAUUUAAUAGUACACAUAAUUGACGAGAUUAAUUCGCUAAUUUGUGAACUUUGUUUCCGCCUUUGAUUUGUUUCUUUGGUAAUUUUAAUUUUCCAGUUCAGCACUAGUAUGCAAUUAUUGCUGCGUUCAAAUGACCCUUGGUAUAUCAAUCAAUAUUGCAUUUUUCCCCAAAGCUCAAUAAGUGAAAUCAUAAUACCGUAUCAUGAAACAAACUUCUUUCACGUUUAAGCCCGUACAAAAAAAAUUCAAGGUGUACUUGCACAAAAUAUGCGUUACAAAUACCAAUUUAAAAACAUGUCGACAAAUAACAACUUCACUCAAAAUUGAAUAAUACGCUCGUGCUGAAGGCAAUUGAAUGCCAAAUUGAAAUAGGUAAAUAAUUUGUUGAUAAUUAAAAGUGCGUAUAAAUGGGGUAUGGGGGAGAGGGAGGAUUUCUAAUGAAGUUAUUUUAUUGUUGAUUCUUUUUUAGGAGUAAUGGUUUCUAAAGAAACGGAAUAAAAAGGUGAAAGAAAAGAAUAAUUUACAAACGUUGCGGGUAUGUAAUCAGAGAGUGUGAUAAACAUUGGUUUGCAAUUUUUCACGCAGGUAUAAAAUAAAACACCGACAAAUACCGUGAUUUAGAGGUAUUUAUCCGAUAUUUUUACGUGCGUAGGCAUUGUCUAACGCGGUGAAAAGAUGAUUCACAUACAACUUAUAUAUAUAUAUACAUAUAUAUAUAAUAAUAUAACGAAGAAGUAAAAAUAAUAAAAUAAUAAUAAUCACUUUCGUAUCAAAUAUUACGAACGAAAUUCAACAAAUCAAUUUUUUUUAAGUCCCACUCUUUGAACAAGGCUAUAUAUUUUACCGCAGAAGCGUAUAAUGGAAGAUGAAAUUUGAAAACUACAAAAAGAAAGAUAAAAAAUAAUCAAUAAACGCGUAGCUCUGAAAUUCUACACGAUAUCUGUCACAACAUUUUAUAAGUUGCAUCGGAGAAUAUGCGUGGAAAAAAAAUAAAUAGUUAUGAAAUGUGAAUUGUAUCUAUAUUUAUUGUGCAUAUAACGCGAAACUACAAAUAUUAACCAAUUUGAUUAAUUAUUAAUGUAUGGUAACGUUAAAUCCUUAUUUCCACGACGAUAAUUAUGUGAAUAUAUUGCUACAGUCCGAUCCAAAUAAUCAUCAAGCUUUUGUAACACUAAUUAUAAAAAAAGUAAUAGUAAUAAUCUUAAUAAUAAACUUAACAAUAAUACCAUCAACAAUAAUAAUAAUGGUAAUAUAAGUAAGAAUAACAGUAAUGAUUAUAUGAAUAAUAAAAUUAACAAUAAUAACAGUAACGGAAUAAUAUUAGAUACUGUGAUUAUUGCGAUUAUUGUCAUUACGAGUACUGAGCCUCACCAAAAAUGUUUGAAAAUUCCAGUUAGAAAAAAUUAAUUACGACGGUUUAAUACGCGAUCUCAAAUCGGUCAUUCGAGAUCAACAAUACAGGGUUCCUGUGAAACGGUUCUUGUUAUUGCGAAGGUAAAUUAUCAUUGUCUUGGAAGUCAUUUGUAAUAACUAAUGAAAUCUUAUACAAUUACUGUAGGAAAACCUUGCUGUGCUGCAAUAUAGGCGUAACGCUCUCUUUUAACUUACCGUCAAAGUACACUAGGCAGCAUUUAUCAUUUCGAUUGACAUCAUGAAUCAUCUUCUUAUUAAUAUUUUGCAAUUGGUUCACAACGAUAGAUUGAAAAUUUGGAUAUCAUCGAAUAGAACCAUUGGUGCACUACGUUAUACGUAAUUCGAACGACAAGUUCGCGUCAAAAGGCUGUAAAUUACAGUUUGUGCAAAUGCGUGUAAAGAUUUUUGGAUCCGCGCUCGGUACAAGAGUGAAGAGUGAUAUAUCCAAGUAAAUUAUUUAUGUAUCAUAUAAAUGAAAUUACCAAUUAAAUACCGAAGUAAAAUAUUAAUAAUAAUAACAGAAGUUGUUAUUAUUAUUAAUAAAACUGAUAACAAUAAUAAUUUUAAAAAAACUAUAAUCGUAAUCCUCUUCUCUAAGAAUAAUAAGAAGCGAAUACAAACAAAAAAUAUUUUGAAUGAUUGAGAACAAACAAUAAUGUCCAUGUUGCUAACGUAGCGGUGAGGUAGUUUUUGCAUAGAAUUUUAGCAACUAGUGAUUCGUUGUAGUUGGGAGAGUAAGAUAGCUUUUACGGUAGUCUAGAAUAGGUUUUUAGGUAAUUAUCAACCCUGUUCCUUUUCACUAGAAUACAACCCCCUUUGGGGCGACCGGAACUCUGAGUAAAGUCUGUGUUGCCAUUCAUCUAGAAUUAGAUAUGACCCAUAGGUGUUCUCCCGAGCGUUGGCUUUUCUUUUCUGUAUAAGUUAAAGAGAUAAGAAUCGAAGCAUUUUAUAAUUGUUGGCGCAAUUGAUAUUGUCGAUAUGAUAUUCAUUUGUCUUUUGUUCAUGCACGUCCAUUUAUCUGCUUUACCAGAUUAUAUCUAGCGAUCGAACGG